Messenger RNA from Saccoglossus kowalevskii, 1080 nucleotides. Its product is annotated as hyphally regulated cell wall protein 3-like. The record is from RefSeq and is a predicted model, not a curated record. Lineage: Eukaryota; Metazoa; Hemichordata; Enteropneusta; Harrimaniidae.
AUGGUUAGUAAUGGAGUAAUCAGUGCUGGUAGUAAUGGUGUAAUCAACACUAGUAGUAAUGGUGUAAUCAACACUAGUAGUAAUGGAAUAAUCAGUGCUGGUAGUAAUGGAGUAAUCAACACUAGUAGUAAUGGUGUAAUCAACACUAGUAGUAAUGGUGUAAUCAACGCUAGUACUAAUGGUGUAAUCAGUGCUAGUAGUAAUGGUGUAAUCAACACUAGUAGUAAAGGAGUAAUCAGUGCUGGUAGUAAUGGUGUAAUCAACACUAGUAGUAAUGGUGUAAUCAACACUAGUAGUAAUAGCGUAAUCAGUGCUAGUAGUAAUGGAGUAAUCAGUGUUAAUAGUAAUUCCAUCAGUGCUAGUAAUACUGGCGUGAUCAAUGCUAGUAGUAAUGGAGUAAUCAGUGAUAGUAAUAAUUGCAUAAUCAGUGCUAGUAGUAAUGGCGUAAUCUGCACUAGUGGUAAUAGCGUAAUCAGUGCUCGUAGUAAUGGAGUAAUCAGUGCUAUUAGUAAUGGUGUAAUCAACACUAGUAAUAAUGGUGUAAUCAACACUAGUAGUUAUGGUGCAAUUAACACUAGUAGUAAUGGUGUAAUCAACACUAGUAGUAAUGGUGUAAUCAACACUAGUAGUAAUAGCGUAAUCAGUGCUAAUAGUAAUGGAGUAAUCAGUGUUAAUAGUAAUUCCAUCAUUAGUGCUAGUAAUAAUGGCGUGAUCAAUGCUAGUAGUAAUGGAGUAAUCAGUGAUAGUAAUAAUUGCAUAAUCAGUGCUAGUAGUAAUGGCGUAAUCUGCACUAGUAGUAAUAGCGUAAUCAGUGCUCGUAGUAAUGGCGUAAUCAACACUAGUAAUAAUUGCAUAAUCAGUGCUAGUAGUAAUAGCGUAAUCAACACUAGUAGUAAUAGCGUAAUCAGUGCUAGUAGUAAUGAAGAAAUAAACACUAGUAGUAAUUGCAUAAUCAGUGCUAGUAUUAAUGCUGUAUUCAACACUAGUAAUAGCGUAAUCAGUGCUAGGAGUAACGGUGCAAUCAGUGCUAGUAGUAAUGGUGUAAUCAACACUAGUAUUAAUGGUGUAAUCAACACUUAG